Messenger RNA from Urocitellus parryii (Arctic ground squirrel), 2769 nucleotides. RefSeq names its product LSM11, U7 small nuclear RNA associated (gene Lsm11). The record is from RefSeq and is a predicted model, not a curated record. Gene Ontology annotation, biological process: mRNA 3'-end processing by stem-loop binding and cleavage. Gene Ontology annotation, molecular function: U7 snRNA binding. Lineage: Eukaryota; Metazoa; Chordata; Mammalia; Rodentia; Sciuridae. Gene Ontology annotation, cellular component: U7 snRNP.
GCGGCCCCGCUCCUUCCUCCCAUCGGCCUCGGCUUGCGGGCCUUUCAAACAUGGAGGAGCGGGAGCGGGGGGCGAGGCCGGCUCUCGCCGCGAGCCCCGCGGGCCCGCCUAGCCCGCGGCUGGAUGUCAGCUCUGACAGCUUCGACCCGAUGCUGGCCCUGUACGCACCCCGCCUGCCCCCAAUUCCCUACCCCAACGCCCCCUGCUUCAACAACCUGGCCGAGUACGAGAGCUUCCUCAAGACCGGGGUCAGGGGCGGUGGGCGCGGGCGGGCGCGGGGCGCGGCCGCGAGCUCGGGGGGCCCCGCCGCCGCCGGACCCCCGGGCAGGACCCGCCGCCGCCAGGACGCCCCCGCCCCGGACCCCGAGCGCAUCCAGCGCCUCCGCCGUCUAAUGGUGGCCAAGGAGGAAGAGGACGGGACCACCGGGGCACGCCGGCGGGGUCCGGGUCGCAGCAGGAAGGCGCCGCGCAACGUGCUCACGCGAAUGCCCCUGCACGAAGGUAGCCCUCUGGGUGAAUUGCAUCGUUGUAUCAGGGAGGGGGUGAAGGUGAAUGUUCAUAUCCGCACUUUCAAGGGACUCCGGGGUGUCUGCACAGGCUUCCUCGUUGCAUUUGACAAGUUCUGGAAUAUGGCACUUACUGAUGUGGAUGAGACCUACCGAAAACCUGUUCUAGGCAAAGCGUAUGAACGGGAUUCUUCGUUGACUCUCACUAGGCUAUUCGAUCGGCUGAAACUUCAAGAUUCYUCCAAGAAGGAAGCAGAUUCUAAGUCUGCAGUUGAAGAUUCCACUCUGUCCAGAUACUCCCAGACAUCCACUUGGAAGGUGGCUUCAGUGUGGGGAAGAGAAGACACUGACCGGGGCUCACGCAAGCGUUCCCGAUCUGUCCCUUCUUCCCUGCAAGCAUCUGCAAGAGAGGAGUCCAGAUCAGAGCUGUCAGGGAGGACUACACGGACAGAAGGGUCUAGUAUGGGAGGUACCUUUUCCAGGGCUACCACCCUUUCCAGGGGCCAAUCCCGUAAAAAAAAACGAAAGCCCAAGGUGGAUUAUCAGCAGGUAUUCACCCGACACAUAAAUCAGAUUUUCAUUCGAGGUGAGAAUGUCCUGCUGGUUCAUCUUGCACAGUAACCAGCUCAGCCCCACUUGAGCUUUGGUUUUUAGAAAUAAAGUGCAUGAAUUGCUACUCUGCUGUAUCCUAGUAUCCCAAGGAAACCCUGAAUUGGAAUGCUUCCCUCUGGUCCUGCACCUGCAGAGGACAGAGCAGGCUCGACCCUCUGGAAGAGGAGCUCAAGGGGAAGAUAGGCCUUUAGGAGAGUGGGCACUUGAGUUACUGUCAAGAUAGAAGCUAUGCUUAGGUACAAGGCUUCUGAUGGGUGUCAUGGUCUACUUCAUAUUCUCAAACCAAAUAUAAGAUCUUCCAUUUGACUCAGCAUCACAAUAUAAGCAGAAUUCACUCUUCAGAGAUUAUAGAAAAAAAUGUCUCAAAAAUUCUCAUUUUUAAAAGCUUGUAUCCUGACAAGUCAUGAAUUUGAACCUAAGAGUAGCAAUGUAAUUGCCCCAGAGGCCUGCACCCACAUUUUGUAACUGACCUAUGAAUUUUGCUCUACACAAUUUUCUCUUGAUCAAGAAGUGAAAUUUAUUAUCUUUGACUAUCUAUAAGGCUAGAAAAGUUGCCAACUAACAUAGAGGUGAAAUUUAGAUAGGUUAGGUUACUGUGCUCAAAGCAGGCAGCAGUAAAUGCUGUUUUGGUCUCUUCCUUGUUACAGAAAGAAUGCAGAACCUCAUCAGUCUUCCCCUAACCCAGAGGUAGCCUCUGCAAACAGCAUACCAGAUGGGACUGUCACAUGCUUGUGUGGUGGCUUCUUGUUCUUCUGACUUCUGUGGCAUGGUGCUAGUGCAUGUACCCUGUGGUAUUACCCCGCUGUACAUAGUGUGAACUGUCCUGUGAGCUUUGUGGCAGGAGACUGUGACCUUCAUAUCUGGCUUCAAAGAGUUCUACAUGAACUCAGUAACACACACACACACAUCAAAGGGGCUGAGAGUCCCCUUUCCAGGCGGGACUGGCCUUGUAUAGAAAAUCUUUCAGAAUGAUGUAACCAUGAAUUAAGGGUGGUAGUUUUAUCCCCACGUGUCAGGCCAAAGAGGGUCUUAUAAAGUACAGUGGGUAGUGUCUAAAGAGACACCUUACUCACAACUUGGCUUGGGUAACAGGAAGCCACAAGAUCUGUGGACGUUCCUACUUGAAUCAUUAUGUGCUUUUUCAAUCAACAGUGCAGAAUAGGCUGCAUCUUGACACAGACUGUUAGGCAAUAUUGACUUUUUGUUAGUUUAUACUUGUUUUAGAUAACUUAUGUUCAAAGUGAGAAUAAGAAAUAACCAACCAAUUAAAAUGUAUGAAAAGGAGAAUUUUCCCUGCUGUGUUUGUCAUGUCACUUGGAUAGCCUUCUGAGAAGCAGGGUGAAUGAAGUUUAGGGAAGUAGAACACCUGGUUCUUCUGCGAGCUGGACCACCGGCUUACCACACAAUGAAAGGUGAGCAGAUUUAACCCCUCUGUGCCUCAGUUUCUCCCAUCAGACACCUACCUCACAGGGACAUCAUGACAAAGAAUUUUAGGAAGGCCUUUUACAGCCUCUAAACACGUUUAAGUGCCAUGAAUAACUUUUACGAUCUCUAUUUCAUAGCUCUGUAGAACUCUAUAUGUCUUAUGAGCAAGGCAGGUGCUACAUGAACAAGGAAUCUUCCUAAGUGACAUAUUAUGGUCUUGUAAUUA